CGGCCGGUUCCGGCUGAAUGUCAGUGCGGGGCUUUGGGUUGGGGAGCAAGGUGCUUGGCAGUCUCUCCACCGCCCCCGCCGCCGCCGGCUGGGCUUGAGAUGUCGCCGCGGACACCGGGCCGCUGGGUGGAUCGGACAUGAAACCGUGAGGCAGGCGACGGGGCUGGUCCGCGGACAUGUUUGGACGCUCACGGAGCUGGGUGGGCGGGGGCCACAGCAAGUCCUCCCGCAACAUCCACUCCUUGGACCACCUGAAGUACUUGUACCAUGUUUUAACAAAAAACACCACUGUCACAGAACAGAACCGGAACCUGCUGGUGGAGACCAUCCGUUCCAUCACUGAGAUCCUGAUUUGGGGCGAUCAAAAUGACAGCUCUGUGUUUGACUUCUUCCUAGAGAAGAAUAUGUUUGUUUUCUUCUUGAACAUUCUGCGGCAGAAAUCAGGCCGUUACGUGUGUGUCCAGCUGCUACAGACCUUGAACAUUCUCUUUGAGAACAUCAGCCACGAGACAUCACUCUAUUAUUUGCUGUCUAAUAACUAUGUAAAUUCGAUCAUUGUCCAUAAAUUCGACUUUUCCGACGAGGAGAUCAUGGCGUAUUACAUAUCGUUCCUGAAAACACUUUCAUUAAAGCUCAACAACCACACUGUCCAUUUCUUUUACAAUGAGCACACCAAUGACUUUGCCCUGUACACAGAAGCCAUCAAGUUCUUCAAUCAUCCCGAAAGCAUGGUUCGAAUUGCCGUGAGAACCAUCACCUUGAACGUCUACAAAGUGUCAUUGGAUAACCAGGCCAUGCUACACUACAUCCGAGACAAAACUGCUGUCCCGUACUUCUCCAAUUUGGUCUGGUUCAUUGGGAGCCACGUGAUCGAACUUGACAACUGUGUGCAGACAGAUGAGGAGCACCGGAAUCGGGGGAAACUGAGUGACCUGGUAGCUGAGCACCUGGACCACCUGCACUAUCUCAAUGACAUCCUGAUCAUUAACUGUGAGUUCCUCAAUGAUGUGCUCACCGACCACCUGCUCAACAGGCUUUUCCUGCCUCUCUACGUGUACUCCCUGGAGAACCCCGACAAGGGAGGAGAACGGCCAAAAAUCAGCCUGCCUGUGUCCCUCUAUCUUCUCUCCCAGGUCUUCCUCAUUAUACAUCACGCCCCGCUGGUGAACUCUCUGGCUGAAGUCAUUCUGAAUGGCGAUUUAUCUGAGACAUACACAAAGCCUGCACAGGAUGUUCCCAGAAGUUCUGCCAAGCCCAGCAUCCGGUGCUUCAUUAAGCCCACUGAGACACUCGAGCGGUCCCUUGAGAUGAACAAGCACAAGGGCAAGAAGCGGAUGCAAAAGAGACCCAACUACAAAAACGUUGGGGAGGAGGAGGACGAGGAGAGAGGGUCUGCUGAAGAUGCCCAGGAAGACGCUGAGAAGACUAAAGGUACAGAGGGUGGUUCAAAAAGCAUGAAGACAAGUGGGGAGCGUGAAGAGAUUGAGAUGGUGAUCAUGAAGCUUGGCAAACUCUCAGAGGUGGCCGCUGCUGGGACCUCAGUGCAGGAGCAGAACACCACAGAUGAGGAGAAGAGCGCCGCCACGAGUGCAGAGAAUGCACAGUGGAGCAGACCCUUCCUGGAUAUGGUGUACCAUGCCCUGGACAGCCCUGACGAUGACUAUCACGCUCUCUUUGUGCUCUGCCUCCUGUAUGCCAUGUCUCAUAACAAAGGCAUGGAUCCUGAAAAACUAAAAAGAAUUCAGCUCCCAGUGCCAAGUGAGGCUGAGAAAACCACCUACAACCAUCUGCUGGCUGAGAGGCUCAUCAGGAUCAUGAACAAUGCUGCCCAGCCAGAUGGCAGGAUCCGGUUGGCUACACUGGAGCUGAGCUGUCUGCUCCUGAAGCAGCAAGUACUGACCAGCUCUGGCUGCGUCAUCAAGGAUGUGCACCUGGCCUGUUUGGAGGGUGCAAGAGAAGAGAGUGUCCACCUUGUACGUCAUUUCUAUAAGGGAGAAGAGAUUUUCUUGGACAUGUUUGAAGAUGAGUACAGGAGCAUGACUAUAAAGCCCAUGAAUGUGGAGUAUCUCAUGAUGGAUGCUUCCAUUCUCCUGCCCCCAACGGGCACUCCACUGACUGGCAUUGACUUUGUGAAGAGGCUGCCAUGUGGUGAUGUGGAGAAGACAAGGCGGGCCAUCCGGGUAUUCUUCAUGCUGCGUUCCCUGUCACUGCAGCUGCGAGGGGAACCUGAGACCCAGUUGCCACUGACUCGGGAGGAGGACCUGAUCAAAACAGAUGAUGUCUUGGAUCUGAAUAACAGUGACUUGAUCGCAUGCACAGUCAUCACCAAGGACGGUGGUAUGGUCCAGCGGUUCCUGGCUGUGGACAUUUACCAGAUGAGCCUGGUGGAGCCUGACGUGUCCAGACUUGGCUGGGGAGUGGUCAAGUUUGCUGGCCUUCUACAGGACAUGCAGGUGACAGGAGUGGAGGAUGACAGCCGUGCCCUGAACAUCACCAUCCACAAGCCUGCCUCCAGCCCGCACUCUAAGCCCUUCCCUAUCCUGCAGGCCACCUUCGUGUUCUCUGAUCACAUCCGCUGCAUUAUUGCCAAGCAGCGCCUGGCCAAGGGCCGCAUCCAGGCCAGGCGCAUGAAGAUGCAGAGGAUAGCCGCCCUCCUGGACCUCCCAAUCCAGCCGACAACAGAAGUCCUGGGAUUUGGACUCUGCUCCUCUUCCUCCUCCCAGCACCUGCCUUUCCGGUUCUAUGAGCAGUGCCGCAGAGGCAGCAGUGACCCGACAGUGCAACGCUCUGUGUUUGCAUCGGUAGACAAGGUGCCAGGCUUUGCUGUGGCCCAGUGCAUAAACCAGCAUAGCUCUCCAUCCCUGUCAUCACCGUCGCCACCGUUUGCCAGUGGGAGCCCUGGUGGCAGUGGGAGCACCAGCCACUGUGACUCAGGAGGCUCUUCCUCUGCACCUUCAGCAACCCAGAGCCCGGCAGUCAGGAGUGGCAGGAAAGGACGCCGGCGUGUGUUCAGCCUGUCGGAGGCCGACAGUCACGGUGGCCACUGGGUUUAGUGCUUCGACCAACAGCUGCCACGGCAACUCACGCACAAUCAAAUCAGAUGCCCCCACGACUCCAGAGCAGCCUCAGCCUCCCCCAGACCAGCCAGUGAUUGGGAAUGAAAUGGACGUCAACUCCAAGGCCAGCAAGAACUCAUCGGCCAGGAGCUCUGAGGGGGAAACAAUGCACCUCUCCCCCAGCCUCCUCCCCGCCCAGCAGCCCACCAUCUCCUUGCUCUACGAGGAUACUGCUGACACACUGAGUGUCGAGUCGCUGACCAUUGUCCCCCCGGUCGAUCCCCACAGCCUCCGAUCCCUCUCUGGCAUCUCCCAGCUCCCCGCACUGCCUGCAGCAGAUACGGAGACCCCAGCUGAGGGUACUGUAAACCCAGAGCCUGCAGAGCCCACAGAGCACUGAAUACGCACCAGAGCUCUUCCUUUGUGUGUGCGGCCCGCUGGUAGGGACCCCCAUGCAUUUUGUGACAGCAAGACACACUGGGAGCACCCACAGUUCUCCGUGGACCUGGAAACUGCCCCCAUACCUCUCCCUACAAGACAACAACCAAGCACUCAUUUGCUCUGACCUCUCGUUGAGCAGGCUGGGAUCCUAGAGAUGGCCUCCUGUGUAGAGACGAUGGCAUUGGCCACCUCAGAGGGGUCUAGGGCCCUGUCCCUGAUGCUGACAGCCACAGGGGGCAGGGCCCACUGGCACCCUCCUUCAGGCAGCUCCUUUGUCUUCUCUCCCAGUGUGCACAGAAGUGGACAAGGUUACUGUGGAUAGAAACCUGUGGAGAAGCAAACCCAGACAAACAUCUCUUUGGGCUAUUUAUUUCUGUUUUUGGCAACAGAUGAAGAGAUUUAUUUUAAAAGAAUCUAUUUUGGAGGAGGGGCAAAAAGAAAAAGUCCUCAACCAUAAGUCUCGGAGUCACAUUAGAAGUGUCAGCUGUUAAGAUUCCCUGUCCUUAGAACGUUUCCAUGUUUUUAAGCUGAAGUUGUGGGUGUCACAUCCUCUGUUUUCCUGAGUGAUUCUUCUUUUCUCUGUCCCCAACUCUACAAGCCUGUGGAGUGAUGAUGUCUCUCCCUGAAACACUGAGGUACUUCAGAACAAGAUGAGAGAGACCUGAGUCCGCUCAGGUCACAUGGGUGAGAAGGCCGAGCCUCUGCUCUCGCAUGCCCUGGAUGACGCCUGCUCUCUGCUCAGGACACCACACAGGCAGGCGCAGCUCCCAGCAGGCAUGCUCCCUUCUCUCUUCAUCCAAGAAAGACCCAUUAGCCCAGUGUCCGUGGCAGAAAUCAAAGGAUUUAAGGCACAGAAAGUCCUCCUCAGAUAUAAUCUGCUUUCCAAGAUGCAAGUGGAUGCCCAGCUAGGUACCCAGCUGUAAAACAGGUGACCAAAAGCAGAAUCCCACCCUUCCCCUCCCUCCUGCCCCGUCCUUUGCUGCUUCCACACAGUAUGAAAACCCCAUAGUUGUAGGCAUGUGCCAGCAAGGAACAGAUCUGUGCCAUCGCCCCACCCUCCUCUGUACUCGCCAGCCAGGUCACUACUCCAGGCUCUGUGGCAAGGCCCUCUGUGGCUUUCCUACAGAUCUGGCCUCACCCAGUUUCAGUAUCCACCAAAGGCGAGCCACAAGGGUACCCCCACACAUGUCACCAUCUGCUCAACAUUAGACCCUGACACUCUGCUAAGCUAACUUCCCUGCAGGCCCCAGUGUUCAGUUUUCCAAGGGAAAGCAGUGCUCCCUAGGAAGGUAGUGGUACCCAUGUGGACGGCUUCUCUGGUCUUUAAAAGCACUCCAGUGGGCAUGCUGUCAAAGACACAAGAUGUUUCCUAAAACAGAAGGUUGAGUCAGGAAGUCAACCAACCUUCCGUAGAGGCAGCCACUCCAAAGGCCCUAGCAAAGAAGGAUGUUCUAGGAUGCUUAGCCCCUGGGAAGAGAGGAAAGUGAUGGCCACUGGGACCCCACAGCCAGCCUUGGGUGUUUCUUGCUCAUUUGCAGAGAGGGGUAGACAAAGAAGCAAGCUAGCCCUGUCUUCAGCACAACUGUGUACUUCGGGUUUUGAAAUGACAGUUGCUAGGGCAGCAUAAAUGUUAUACAAUUCAAGUGACUCUCCACCCUGCAGUGUUGUCUCCAGAGAAAAGCCUACAGCCACCCUAACCCACCUAAACAGGUCAGGCCCAUCCUUCUGUGACUAGCCUCCUCUUCGCAAUCUGGAAAUUUUAAGGAAGGGAAAAGAUUGUGCCCAUGUUGGUCAGCAAACCCUGAAAGGGCAGCUGCUGUGUAAAAGUCACCAACAACAAGCCUGUCCCCACAGCUGGCUUUUAAGGUUGCUUCCAGAGGGUUCCUGCAGCCAGGAGCCUAGGGCAUACCUCCAAGUGAGCAAAUGUGGACUUCCUGUGAGCAGAACUGUGGCCCUCUCACCUAGGUCUUGGUGGCAUUGGGUACUACCCAGUCUUCAGGAGCACUCUGCUAACUUGGCAGCUGUGCUCUCCAGACAGACCUAGCCAGCGAGAACCUACUGGGUCUCUGUAGGACUGAGAGAUCUGAGGUCCAGUAGGUCCCACAGCUCCUGACCUGGAGGUCCUAGAGUCAGCCUCCAAAAUCAUUAGUCCCAUCUCCCAGGCCAUGUCUGCCCUGGUCUCCCUCCCUUCUGCAACUGCCCCAGGGCAGACUAGCAGAGCUGGCCUCUAACCCCACACCUCAGCUGUGACCGUCACCAUGGCAACAUGCAGUGCUGUCUCCUCCCCGUUGGAGUCUUAGGCAGGUGGGACACUUCCCACAGGUCAGACUCAGUGUGGUGGUGAGCGCCCUCUAUGGUGGAAGUGCUGAAGAGGCUUCACCUGCUACUCUACCCACCAAACACUUGCAUUGGCAGGAGUUGGCUGACUGCAUCCUAAGGAUGGCAUUGGCUUUCUCUGUGGCCUCUGACAUGCAGUUGUAAAUAAGGCAUGGGUAAACCAAGACUGAUCUUUUGUAGAUGCAAUAAAUAUAUUUCACACAGUCACAAUGGGCAGAAGGUUAAAUGCUCCUUCCCUCCCUCAGAGCUGAAGCUGUGAGGAAAAAGGGGGAGAGGGGGCAGAACUGGGAAGGUCUGGCCAGGGAAGUGCCUGCUUCUGCCAGCAGGCCUCAUACUUUGUGGGGACUGAACCUGAGGAGAGGAAUGAAAGCUAGAACUUUCUUGUAAUUUGAAACUUGGCAAUAAAAAGCAAAACCAAUGGCCCAGGAGUGUGGCCUGC
This is a messenger RNA of Mus pahari (shrew mouse), 6273 nucleotides long. RefSeq names its product C-type lectin domain containing 16A (gene Clec16a). The coding region runs from base 177 to 3053 and encodes 958 amino acids. The transcript is spliced from 25 exons. Gene Ontology annotation, biological process: endosome to lysosome transport; endosomal transport; regulation of autophagosome maturation. Gene Ontology annotation, cellular component: late endosome; endolysosome membrane. The record is from RefSeq and is a predicted model, not a curated record. NCBI's taxonomy places the organism in Eukaryota, Metazoa, Chordata, Mammalia, Rodentia, Muridae.